GUAACGAUCCCCCCGAUGGUGGAGUCAAAUCUUCAAACGCGAAUUGCGGGUGAACGGGACGUCGGAAGUGGGUAUUUGGGAUCAGGUGUCCUAGACAACGGCGUUACCAUGGAUUUGUUCCCCCGCAUUCUCCAUCUCGAAGUAGUACUCGUGUAAGUGUUCAAUCCACCAAACGCGUGGAUCGCCUGUAAGAAGCAAAUUAUUCUCAACCACCUAUAUCAACACUGUCCAUCGGCAAACGAUUUUUGUAAUGCCCUACAGUGGCAUACCAGUCACAUUCGCAAGUUUUUAGAUAGAAGGCUCUGGAUAAAUAAUUGACUACAAAAAUAAACAUCAAUUUCAUGAUGGAUAAUCGUAUCUUUAUCUUCAUUCUUCUACUUAUCGGCAUUGCAGAACUGCUACCCGGCGACGAUGACGACCUCUUGCCAACGUUCCCCUCGAUAGCGACCACUUCCACAAUUGCGCCGCCGAAGAGGUGCGAAGGGGAGCUAGCGAUUAAAAGAUGCCAGGACGUGCGUUCCCCUAGCGACGAUCCCAAUUGGAAGUGGCACCGGCGUAAUAAAUACGUCGUACAGGGAACUCUAGAAGCGGCCUGUGAUCCAGCCGAUUACGUAUUCAACUGGACUCUAAUUAAUGCGGAUAAAAAUAUGCCCAGAAAGAGGCGAGUACGGGCACUUCCCCAGUUUUGGAAUAGGUCGCUUGUUAUUAUCAAUCCAUUCGAGAUAGACGUCGGGACGUAUCACGUUAAGCUUGAAGUUAAGCAGCUAAGUACCAACCAAGACAGAUACGCUUAUUGUUUGGUUACCAUUGUUUCGUGCCCACCACGUGCAAUUAUUGACCUAAUGUACUACAAAGACUUUAGGAGACUAGAACAGAAGCAACGAGUUAGAGCCGAUAUGUCGAUCAAUUUCGAUAAUCCACCUGGGUAUGAACAUAGUGGUCUAUCAUUUGAUUGGACUUGCGAAGACUUUGAAGAUAACAAGGAUAAGGAUAUAAUAUGUAUAUGUUGUCUUAAAAAUAACGCUCACCAAACUACUGCGACACUUUAUUUAUACACAUACACCUUCCCCAAGAGGUACUAUGUAAUGAAUGUUGGAGCAAAGGCGAUGUAUACUCUCACCGUUACCACCAGCGGUGGUGGUCAAAGCUUUCUACCUUUCAUCGUAUCCUUACCAUCAUCUCUAACUGAUACUGAUAGGUUUAUAAAAUGUGUAAAGAAUUGUUUCGGAGUAAGUAACUGUCAGGAGUCGAUAAUAUUGAAGAGUUACGGCAAUGUGCCGAAUUUAUUUUAUGGAUGGCAUACUGAUAAAGAGGGAGAAUUCGAAGGCCUGACGGCGGCCUUAAAACGGGCUAAUCGGCGUAUUCACUCAAUAACGGGCACGGUGCUCAUAGACUAUAUGGAGGAGGUAAAGUUGGAGAUUCCGGCCCACACAUUCAAACCCGGUACCGAGUUGGUAAUAUGGACGGAAUGGAACGGUAUGUUUAAUUGUAAAGUGGUAUGGUUAUUCCGUCAGUACGGCGAAUCGAACGUGGUGGUUGGGGAAAGGGGGAGUGUAAACGCCCCCAGUACAUUGUUAAAGUCGUCGCAAUCUUCUAUGGUGAUAGCAUUGAAUUUAUAA
Molecule: messenger RNA, 1619 nt
Organism: Photinus pyralis (common eastern firefly)
Lineage: Eukaryota; Metazoa; Arthropoda; Insecta; Coleoptera; Lampyridae
Exons: 8
Coding region: 342-1619 (425 amino acids)
Source: RefSeq, a predicted model, not a curated record